Molecule: messenger RNA, 1152 nt
Organism: Spodoptera littoralis (African cotton leafworm)
Lineage: Eukaryota; Metazoa; Arthropoda; Insecta; Lepidoptera; Noctuidae
Source: the annotation of a GenBank genome assembly
AUGCCUGCGACAGUGCAUAAUGACUUGUUAGUGUAUAAGGGCAGUAAUUUUUUUCGGCAGAGACUGUUGUUAGCUACUCUGAGUGGUCGUACAAUUAAAAUAGAAGAGAUUCGUAGUACACAUGAUGACCCGGGUCUUCGAGAGUACGAAGUGAGUUUGAUACGAUUGUUGGACAAAGUAACGAAUGGAACGAGGGUAGAACUUAGUGAGACGGGUACUUCAGUGUACUACCAGCCUGGUAUAUUGGUUGGAGGACAUGUGACACACAACUGUAGCACGCAGAGAGGAAUGGGCUAUUACCUAGAAGUUCUCCUAGCACUGGGUCCAUUCUGCAAGGAGCCAUUGAAUGUAGUCCUGCAGGGAGUCACACACAGUGACUUGGAUGUCUCUGUGGAUAAGAUCAAGACGGCGGCCCUGCCUGUACUGCUGAAGUUUAUAUUGGUUGAUGAUGGACUGGAGCUUAAAGUUGUGAGAAGAGGAGCGCCUCCUCUCGGUGGUGGAGAGGUAGUAUUCAAAUGUCCUGUGCGGAGAUCGUUGCGACCUCUGCAGUGGACACAGUGGGGACUUGUGAAGAGGAUACGAGGAGUAGUGUAUGCGCUGCGAGUGUCACCCACCAUGGCCAACAGGGUGGUGGAGGCUGCUAAAGGGGUGAUGCUGAAGUUCCUCCCAGACGUUUACAUCAACACUGACCAAUGUCGCGGCUCCAACGCAGGCAAGAGUCCUGGGUUUGGUAUCAGUCUUGUUGCUGAGACUAAUGAAAAGACUUACUACUGUGCUGAGGCUAAAUCAACAGACGUAGGUACAGGCGACAUCACGCUCCCGGAGGAUCUCGGCCGCGAGUGCGCGCAGCGGUUACUGGACGAGGUGUACCGCGCCGGCGCCGUCGACUCGUCCUUCCAGUGGCUGCUCGCUCUGUGGAUGGCGCUCGGACAGAAGGAUGUCAGCGAAUGUGUUGUGGGUCCACUCUCAGACUACACGAUAACAUUCCUGCAACACCUCAAAGAGUUCUUCGGCGUGAUGUUCAAGUUGGAGGUGCAGCGCUCUGAGUCUGAUGAUGAAGAUUCCGAUGAUGAGGGCGUCACACCCGCCAGCAAGAUCAAGAUGACAUGCGUCGGUAUAGGAUAUGUUAAUAUUAGCAAACGGACAUUGUAA